Cucurbita pepo subsp. pepo (vegetable marrow) is the source of this 1329-nucleotide messenger RNA. RefSeq names its product uricase-2 isozyme 2. Gene Ontology annotation, biological process: purine nucleobase catabolic process; urate catabolic process. Gene Ontology annotation, cellular component: peroxisome. Lineage: Eukaryota; Viridiplantae; Streptophyta; Magnoliopsida; Cucurbitales; Cucurbitaceae. The record is from RefSeq and is a predicted model, not a curated record. Gene Ontology annotation, molecular function: urate oxidase activity.
UAUAUAAACUACUCCAACUCGUGGACGUCUCUUUACCGAAAAACAAGUUCUGAUCUUCUUCUGCUAAAUCCAUCUUUGAAAUCAUUGUCAAAUCAACUCCUUCAACAGCACAAAUCUGAUCUCCGGCCAUAUUCAUGGCGCUCGAUGAUGAUGUGGUUGUAGUGAACGGCUUGAACUUCGAGCAGAGGCACGGCAAGGAACGAGUGCGAGUGGCUCGGGUUUGGCGGAACCAAGACGGCCGCCAGUUUUUCGUUGAAUGGAACGUCGGCAUCAGUCUUCUUUCCGAUUGCGCCGCCGCGUACGUCAGCGAUGAUAAUUCCGACAUCGUUGCAACCGAUACUAUGAAGAACACUGUAUACGCAAAAGCCAAGGAAUGUUCUGAUCAACUUUCAGUGGAGGAUUUUGCAAUUCUUCUUGCUAAGCACUUCACAUUAUCUUACAAGCAGGUUACUACCACGAUAGUGAAGAUUGCAGAAAAGUCGUGGGAGCGUGUAUCUGUCAAUGGUCAACCACACAACCAUGGCUUCAAACUUGGAUCUGAAAAGCACACUACCGAGGUGAUAUUUAAGAAGUCGGGUGUUUUACAAGUGAGCUCUGGUAUAGAGGGACUAUCUGUGCUGAAGACAACUCAAUCGGGCUUUGAGCGAUUUCAUAGGGAUAGGUACACAGCUCUUCCUGAGACACGAGAGAGGAUAUUGGCCACCGAGAUGUCUGCUUCGUGGAGGUAUUCAUUUGAUUCUCUCUAUAGCAUUCCUAAAAGGCAGUGUUUCUUCACGGAAACAUACCUUGAUGUGAAAAAACUGUUAGUUGACACCUUCUUUGGUCCUCCAAAAGAGGGAGUUUAUAGCCCAUCUGUUCAAUACACUCUUUAUGAAAUGGCAAAGAAUGUCCUCAGCAGGGUCCAUGUUAUAUCAUCAGUGAGGCUGAAAAUGCCAAAUCUCCACUUCUUACCUGCCAACAUAUCAACAAAAGAUAAUCGGACUAUCGUUAAGUUUGAGCAUGAUGUGUAUGUGCCAACAGACGAACCACAUGGAUCGAUUGAAGCUUGCUUGAGCCGCUUAUCUUCAAAGCUAUGAGGAAUUUAAGCAUUUUCUUCUCUUCUCCCAAGUCAGCGUCGUUGUGCAACUUUCCCUUGGUAAAAACUUGAAUCAUACAUCUGAACAAACCCUCUUACUUUUAGUUUAAAAUAAUUAUGAUGAAAAAAAGCAUAAGAAAUGCUUAUUUAAACUAGAGGGUUGAUGAUGACUGUUACACUAUGAAUACUCUGUUUGAUGUACCGUGUAUAAAAAAUGUUAAUUUCUUUUCCAAAUAAAACUUGUUUUUCCUUUA